CUAUAUAUUUAUUACUCCCUAAAGUAGUAAUAUUAUAGUUUUUACUAUCCUAUAUUAAAUUUGCUAGCACAAGUUUAAUCUAGGACUCCGGAGCAAGUUCGCGUGGAUACGUUGGAGGCUUCAUACGUUUGGUGCUACGUUCAUUUCCUCAAAACCAUCCUCGACCGUUUCUCCGUUCUCCGUUUUCACUGUUAAGAUGGCAAACAACAACACAAAAUUGAACGAAACAAACUUUGUUGACUGGAAACGCAAUCUCACCAUUGUUCUCUGCAUGGAUGAGAAAGAGUAUGUGCUCGAAAAGCCCAUUCCUCCUGCCCCUCCCGCUAACGCCCCAAAAGCGAUUAAAGAUGCCUACGAGAAACACUUUAAGGAUGACAACCAGGUUAGCUGUGUCAUGCUGGGAACCAUGACACCCGAGCUGCAAAAACAACACGAGAACAUGAAGGCCCACGACAUGAUCGUGGCCUUGCAGCAGCUAUACCAGGGGCAAUCCAGGCAUGAACGUUAUCUUAAGGAGCUGGCAACGAACCUGAUCCUGCAGUCGUUCCUUGAGCUGUAUAAGGGUUUUGUCAUGAAUUACAUGAUGCAUGAUCUUGACAAACCCCUUCCGGAGCUUCUUAAAAUGCUCCAGACUACAGAGGAGAACCUUACUAAGGGCAAGGGUGCUUCCGUCCUUAUGGUCCAAGGCAGAAAGGGGAAGCCGAAGAAGGGGAUCAAGAUUAAGGCUAGGACGGUCGGAAAGCCUAAAUCAAAGUCCACUUCAUCUGCAACCCAGAAACCCGUAGGAGGGAUUGCAAAGGGCUAAUGUCAUCACUGUGGGACUGAAGUAGAGUAGACGGUUAGCUCGAGACGAGAUUGAACUCCGAGUCGGCAAUGGUGCACAUGUUGCAGCUUUGGCAAUCAGAACUUAUAGUUUAGUCUUGCCUAGUGGUCUAAUGUUGGAAUUAAUUGAUUGUUUGUACGUUCCUGCAAUUAGCAGAAACAUUAUUUCUGUUUCAUGUCUUGAUAAGAGUGGUUUCAUCAUUUCUAUUAAAGACAAGUCCCUUUCCGUUUACAGAAAGAAUGUUUUCUAUGUUAAUGCCAACAUGAUCAAUGG
This is a messenger RNA of Cuscuta campestris, 1096 nucleotides long. The record is from the annotation of a GenBank genome assembly. NCBI's taxonomy places the organism in Eukaryota, Viridiplantae, Streptophyta, Magnoliopsida, Solanales, Convolvulaceae.